AUGGGUAGAGCGCAUUCUCAGCUUUGCCAUCCAGUCACUGCCGCCAUCAACGAACUGACAGAGGAACUUAUCAGACAUUAUGAAAUGCAGUCAUGUAUUCCCAUCGAGUUUCUCGAACCCAAUUGCCUAAUCUAUACGGCACACGGUGGACUGAGCGCAAGACAGCGAGCGACCAUACGUGCUCUGGUGAAUUAUGCGUUUCUUCGCGCGGUACACAUUAGGCAAACGUCGAGUGUCUUGCUUCUGAAUGGACCACCAGCUAUCUCUGACCUAUCUUCGAGCAUAACACAUGGGGAUACCACAGGCUUGGUGGAACAUGGUAAUGGGACAGGAACUGGAUACAAAGUUCGGAAUGAACUCACAGAUUCACGCGGAGUUCAGUUGAGCUCUUUCGCCUUGAUUAGCCGGGUGAAAAAAAUCCAGGUGGACAAACUUCCCACGUGUCCAGUGUGUCUGGUCGACUACCAGGAGAAUGAUCUCAUCAUCACCCUACCGUGCUUCCAUGUGUACCACAAGGCGUGUACAGGACCGUGGCUCAAAUCGGAUGAAGGUUGCGCAAUGUGUCGUCUUUCUCCGCUAGACUUGAUUCACAAUACUAAAGCACUUCUCGCCCAAGUUGCGGAGGAAAAACGGCUAGCCACCAGGGCUUUAGGACUUCACAUCCAAGUUGUCUCUCCCAAACGGGAAUUAACUAAUCAGCCGAACGAUUUUGUGUUCAACAUCAAUGCUUCACUGCCGUACAAAAGUGAUUUAUUUGAAAGCCUCAUUGUAAAGAAAAGAGGAAAGACAUUCACUCAGGCAAUCUGGACAGAAACUGACAACAGGAACGCCACUGACAUCGGUGGGCAGCCAUUUCUUGUAGUGUAUCCAACCAGGCACAGUGAGGAUCACGCGGUCCCCAUCCUGGAAGGCGAGUAG
Opisthorchis viverrini is the source of this 918-nucleotide messenger RNA. RefSeq lists its product as hypothetical. NCBI's taxonomy places the organism in Eukaryota, Metazoa, Platyhelminthes, Trematoda, Opisthorchiida, Opisthorchiidae. The record is from RefSeq and is a predicted model, not a curated record. The coding region runs from base 1 to 918 and encodes 305 amino acids. The transcript is spliced from 7 exons.